AUGUUGUCCAACCACUCUUCCGAAUUUGGCGGACUGGUCGAAAACCAGCCCAGGCGCAAGAGGCCUGUGGUGUCGUGCAAUGAGUGCCAUAGACGAAAGCAAAAGUGUGAUCGUCUCCAACCAUGCGCCAACUGCACCAAGAGAGAUAAGAUGCACCUCUGUGUCUAUACACAUGUUCAGGAAGAGCCAUUUCUUGACUCAGGAGGAGUUCAGGACCUUGGCAGGGCCUCCAACUUCUCCUCCUGGGCUAUUGACAGUCAAUCGGAUCAGCCACAACUAAGGACCUCAUCCGACAGUCAUCAGCAAAGUGUCUCUAAUUAUCUCGGCUACUCGGGGAACCACACUACUGGGACUUUGGCUCUUAUGAGAAUGGCAGGGAUGCCGGAGCACAUUCCUGCUCUCUCUCACCAGGAGACAACCAAUCAGAACAGUGUCAUGGCCACCCGAUACAAGAGCCUUAUCCGCCAAUUACCACCACAGAGGCAUAUUGAAGUGCUGUUGCGAUUCUUCUUCUCCGAGGUAGCAUGGUACUACGACAUCAUAGAUCAAGCUUCAAUCACAGAGCAGCUUAGCUCUUGGAACCAAGUCCCAUACUCAACGAUCAGCCAGGGUCCUUUCAGUCUGCCGCCUGAUGCCCGCACUUUUCCCGCACUUCUCUUUCAGCUUCUAGCACAUGCACUGCUAUUCCUGCCCGCCAAAGAUGCCCAUGUUCUCAACCAGCUCAAAUACGUCCCGGACAUGGCAUAUGCGGACCUAGCAAUCGAGUAUAGCGAUGCCGGAAGUGCCAUUGCGUCAAUGCUCGGGAAUAGAAACACGACCUUGGCAAAAGUACAGGCAGGCCUAUUGAGAGCAUCGUUUCAAAAGAGCACAGGGCUCGUAGCGGAAGCCUGGCACACUCUCGGGGGCACGAUUCGAGAUGCGCAGGAAAUUGGGCUGCAUUGCGUGGGCUCAGUCUCGCUUGAUGAUGCGUUGGACCGAAGUGACGCUAUCAGCCCAUCAAAUUGCUUGCGAGAUGUUGGGAUGCGAACAAAACUCUGGCUGAUGCUACACCUGUGGGACGGCCAUAUGGGCGUCGUCCUUGGAAGGCCAAUGUCCACCAAAGUGGACUUCAACAGCUUGAUGUCAUUAUUUGAGGAUAUAGAAGGAAGGGAGGAGUUGACCCAAGGGCACGAAGGUGGCGAGAGCCAACGGCUAACGCCGUUUUCUUUUAUCUUAUGUGGCUACCGAACUGCGUAUAGGUACCUGCAAGACAUUCACGAACUGGAAUCCUCUGGUAGUUCAAGCCAAGACAAGCAGCAAACAAUCGAACGAAUACAUGCCGCCAUUACUGACAACAUGCGCUGCCUACCAGAAUGGGCUCGGGCCAAAAACAACAGCAACGAAUACUGUCACCACCCUUGGCUUCCGGCCGCCCGCGAGACCCUACUUACCGAGGUUCACUUUACCCUGCUCGCACUGCAUAGGCCCUUUAUCUUCUCCAUUGCCAGUAGCAGAGACAAAGCACACAAAGCGGCGCUCCAGAUCCUAGCGUCGCAGGACCGGCUUUUCAGCAUGACAGAGCCACGAGAAUACCUGCCCUUCAAUCUGGUCUUUGCAACGUUUGACGCCAUGGUCCUAAUUGCCACAAUCUACAUCCUGUUUCCAAACGAGAACUUGGAGCAGCUCGAUGCUUCUCUUCGCAGCAUUGAGUGGGGUCUAAGGAGACUGGACGCUAUGAAGACAUGUAACAAGAUGGCUGACUUGGCAUUUGACGUCGUUCAAGCGCUCUAUACGAAGCUUGUGGAUCACCUCCACUCGGGAGGCCGGCUACACCUCCAAGUUGACCCGGACGGGAGCUCGGUACAGCAAAGUGCUAGUAUCACGCCCGAAUUGUUCCUUGGGGCGUCAUCUGGGGAGCUGGCGGCAUCGCAAUUCGGAGUCUUGCCGCAAAAUCUCGCGGCUGUUCCACCACCACAGCCUUUGCAUGAUUUGGUCCUCCAGACUUUCUCAGGCAGUGGCGAACUCUCUGUUGAGCAACUGUCGAGGCAGCCACCGCAGAACUUGCUGGAUGAUGAUGAAUUCUGGCGGCUGAUCGGCUAUAUUCCUGACUGA
Molecule: messenger RNA, 2091 nt
Organism: Fusarium vanettenii 77-13-4
Lineage: Eukaryota; Fungi; Ascomycota; Sordariomycetes; Hypocreales; Nectriaceae
Exons: 3
Coding region: 1-2091 (696 amino acids)
Biological process (GO): regulation of DNA-templated transcription; DNA-templated transcription
Cellular component (GO): nucleus
Molecular function (GO): DNA-binding transcription factor activity, RNA polymerase II-specific; DNA binding; zinc ion binding
Source: RefSeq, a predicted model, not a curated record